Pongo pygmaeus (Bornean orangutan) is the source of this 4634-nucleotide messenger RNA. It is a transcript of the gene PI4KB, whose product is annotated as phosphatidylinositol 4-kinase beta. Gene Ontology annotation, cellular component: cytoplasm; membrane. The transcript has 12 exons. Lineage: Eukaryota; Metazoa; Chordata; Mammalia; Primates; Hominidae. The coding region runs from base 1463 to 3913 and encodes 816 amino acids. Gene Ontology annotation, molecular function: 1-phosphatidylinositol 4-kinase activity. The record is from RefSeq and is a predicted model, not a curated record. Gene Ontology annotation, biological process: phosphatidylinositol-mediated signaling; phosphatidylinositol phosphate biosynthetic process.
CGGAGGUUGCGGUGAGCUGACAUUGCGCCACUGCACUCCACUCCAGCCAGGGCAACAGAGCAAGACUCCAUCUCAAAAAAAUAAAUAAAAUAAAAAUAAUAGUAAUAAUAAAUAGCUAAAGCAAUUUAACCCUAUUCCCUACAACACCUUCUUCUCCAUAUGACUUGCUUCAGAUGCAGGCAGUGCCUGGGUUCCUGAGAAGCCAGGGAAGAGACCCAGCUCCAGUUUGGUGGUUUCUAGUGGCAGAGCUGCUUAUAUAGGAGAGGAGUCUGUUUUUCCUGCACCUCUCAACAUUGUCUAGCUCCCUGAGGAGUAAAAGCUGCCAGGAGGGAGAGUCUGUUCAGUAGCAAAAUCCUCUGGAUACUGUGAUGUGAUUCUUAGCUGAGCCCUGGGAGUUUUUCUUUUGCCUGUGAGAUAAAAGAGGUGAUAGUAUCUUUAUUUGCCUUCCUGGUGCCAGUAAUAAUCCCAAUCGUAGUUAAUUGGGGCAGGCAUCUGCUAAAUUUUCUAGUGAGGUCUGAGACACUAUUAUGUGGGAGAAUGUCUGAACUGUAUUUCCCUUGAAAGUUUUGAAAAGUGGACUUCUAGGAGCUUUCAGUGACUUAAAAGUCUGUGGACUAGAGGGAGAGGAAAGGAUGUACCAAACAUAGAGACAGAGAAAAAGAAGUUGAUUGUUUAAGAUGAUUGAGGCUAUCACAUGUUUCUAAGCAGACCUAAAAGGUAGUGGUCCCAGUUGAAUCGGUGACCCUCUGAUGAGAGUGCCCUACGAAGGUGUGGCAGGGAAUGAUUAAAGCUUCCUUCUUAUUAUUCCUGUGCAACUCACAAUUGCGAGUAGAGACAGGUCCACAUAGGCAGCCAUGCUGGUUCUACUGCUCAGAGGGCACUACCUAAUUUUGGGGGAGAGCAUAGUGAAAGAGUUGAUGCCUUCUUACCAAUACCAAGCUCAAUCUGCAUCAGGGAUAUUAAAUUCAGGAAUGAACUUGCUUGGCAGAGUUGGCAGAAAGGAACAGAAGUAGCCUUUUUUGGUGAUCUCUGAGAACAGAAGAGUUCCCCAUCCGUCUUUCUGCAAAACUUUAGUGGUGACUGCUGGGAGGCAGGGAGCUGGACUAUAUGAUAUUGGGCAGUUAAAAGUAACCUUGGGCCAGGCAUGGCAGCUCACACCUGUAAUCCCAGCACUUUGGGAGGCCGAGGUGGGCGGAUCACGAGGUCAGGAAAUCGAGACCAUCCUGGCUAACGUGGUAAAACCCCGCCUCUACUAAAAAUACAAAAAAUUAGCCAGGCGUGGUGGUGGUGGGCAUCUGUAGUCCCAGCUACUUGUGAGGCUGAGGCAGGAGAAUGGCAUGAACUCAGGAAGCGGAGCUUGCAGUGAGCCGAGAUUGCACCACUGAAUCCAGCCUGGGCGACAGAGCGAGACUUCGUCUCAAAAAGAAAAAAAAGCUUGGAAGCUCGAAGUCUGGCUGUGGCCAUGGGAGAUACAGUAGUGGAGCCUGCCCCCCUGAAGCCAACUUCUGAGCCCACUUCUGGCCCACCAGGGAAUAAUGGGGGGUCCCUGCUAAGUGUCAUCACGGAGGGGGUCGGGGAACUAUCAGUGAUUGACCCUGAGGUGGCCCAGAAGGCCUGCCAGGAGGUGUUGGAGAAAGUCAAGCUUUUGCAUGGAGGCAUGGCAGUCUCUAGCAGAGGCACCCCACUGGAGUUGGUCAAUGGGGAUGGUGUGGACAGUGAGAUUCGUUGCCUAGAUGAUCCACCUGCCCAGAUCAGGGAGGAGGAAGAUGAGAUGGGGGCCGCUGUGGCCUCAGGCACAGCCAAAGGAGCAAGAAGACGGCGGCAGAACAACUCAGCUAAACAGUCUUGGCUGCUGAGGCUGUUUGAGUCAAAACUGUUUGACAUCUCCAUGGCCAUUUCAUACCUGUAUAACUCCAAGGAGCCUGGAGUACAAGCCUACAUCGGCAACCGGCUCUUCUGCUUUCGCAAUGAGGACGUGGACUUCUAUCUGCCCCAGUUGCUUAACAUGUACAUCCACAUGGAUGAGGACGUGGGUGAUGCCAUUAAGCCCUACAUAGUCCACCGUUGCCGCCAGAGCAUUAACUUUUCCCUCCAAUGUGCCCUGUUGCUUGGGGCCUAUUCUUCAGACAUGCACAUUUCCACUCAACGACACUCCCGUGGGACCAAGCUACGGAAGCUGAUCCUCUCAGAUGAGCUAAAGCCAGCUCACAGGAAGAGGGAGCUGCCCUCCUUGAGCCCGGCCCCUGACACAGGGCUGUCUCCCUCCAAAAGGACUCACCAGCGCUCUAAGUCAGAUGCUACUGCCAGCAUAAGUCUCAGCAGCAACCUGAAACGAACAGCCAGCAACCCUAAAGUGGAGAAUGAGGAUGAGGAGCUCUCCUCCAGCACCGAGAGUAUUGAUAAUUCAUUCAGUUCCCCUGUUCGACUGGCUCCUGAGAGAGAAUUCAUCAAGUCCCUGAUGGCGAUCGGCAAGCGGCUGGCCACGCUCCCCACCAAAGAACAGAAAACACAGAGGCUGAUCUCAGAGCUCUCCCUGCUCAACCAUAAGCUCCCUGCCCGAGUCUGGCUGCCCACUGCUGGCUUUGACCACCACGUGGUCCGUGUACCCCACACACAGGCUGUUGUCCUCAACUCCAAGGACAAGGCUCCCUACCUGAUUUAUGUGGAAGUCCUUGAAUGUGAAAACUUUGAUACCACCAGUGUCCCUGCCCGGAUCCCCGAGAACCGAAUUCGGAGUACGAGGUCCGUAGAGAACUUGCCCGAAUGUGGUAUUACCCAUGAGCAGCGAGCCGGCAGCUUCAGCACUGUGCCCAACUAUGACAACGAUGAUGAGGCCUGGUCAGUGGAUGACAUAGGCGAGCUGCAAGUGGAGCUCCCCGAAGUGCAUACCAACAGCUGUGACAACAUCUCCCAGUUCUCUGUGGACAGCAUCACCAGCCAGGAGAGCAAAGAGCCUGUGUUCAUUGCAGCGGGGGACAUCCGCCGGCGCCUUUCGGAACAGCUGGCUCAUACCCCGACAGCCUUCAAACGAGACCCAGAAGAUCCUUCUGCAGUUGCUCUCAAAGAGCCCUGGCAGGAGAAAGUACGGCGGAUCAGAGAGGGCUCCCCCUACGGCCAUCUCCCCAAUUGGCGGCUCCUGUCAGUCAUUGUCAAGUGUGGGGAUGAUCUUCGGCAAGAGCUUCUGGCCUUUCAGGUGUUGAAGCAACUGCAGUCCAUUUGGGAACAGGAGCGAGUGCCCCUUUGGAUCAAGCCAUACAAGAUUCUUGUGAUUUCGGCUGAUAGUGGCAUGAUUGAACCAGUGGUCAACGCUGUGUCCAUCCAUCAGGUGAAGAAACAGUCACAGCUCUCCUUGCUCGAUUACUUCCUACAGGAGCAUGGCAGUUACACCACUGAGGCAUUCCUCAGUGCCCAGCGCAAUUUUGUGCAAAGUUGUGCUGGGUACUGCUUGGUCUGCUACCUGCUGCAAGUCAAGGACAGACACAAUGGGAAUAUCCUUUUGGACGCAGAAGGCCACAUCAUCCACAUCGACUUUGGCUUCAUCCUCUCCAGCUCACCCCGAAAUCUGGGCUUUGAGACGUCAGCCUUUAAGCUGACCACAGAGUUUGUGGAUGUGAUGGGCGGCCUGGAUGGCGACAUGUUCAACUACUAUAAGAUGCUGAUGCUGCAAGGCCUGAUUGCCGCUCGGAAACACAUGGACAAGGUGGUGCAGAUCGUGGAGAUCAUGCAGCAAGGUUCUCAGCUUCCUUGCUUCCAUGGCUCCAGCACCAUUCGAAACCUCAAAGAGAGGUUCCACAUGAGCAUGACUGAGGAGCAGCUGCAGCUGCUGGUGGAGCAGAUGGUGGAUGGCAGUAUGCGGUCUAUCACCACCAAACUCUAUGACGGCUUCCAGUACCUCACCAACGGCAUCAUGUGACACGCUCCUCGGCCCAGGAGUGGUGGGGGGUCCAGGGCACCCUCCCCAGAGGGCCCUUGUCUGAGAAACCCCAAACCAGGAAACCCCACCUACCCGACCAUCCACCCAAGGGAAAUGGAAGGCAAGAAACACGAAGGAUCAUGUGGUAACUGUGAGAGCUUGCUGGGGGGUGGGAGAGCCAGCUGUGGGGUCCAGACUUGUUGGGGCUUCCCUGCCCCUCCUGCUCUGUGUCAGUAUUACCACGAGACUGACUCCAGGACUCACUGCCUUCCAGAAAACAGAAGCGACAAAUGUGAGGGACACCGGGGCCUUUCUUCUCCUUGUAGGGGUCUCUGAGAGGUUCUUUCCACAGGCCAUCCUCUUACUCCGUUCUGGGGCCCAGGAAGCGGGGAAGAGUAGGUUCUCGGUACUUAGGACUUGAUCCUGUGGUUGGCCACUGGCCAUGCUGCUGCCCAGCUCUACCCCUCCCAGGGACCUACCCCUCCCAGGGAUCGACCCCUGGCCCAAGCUCCCCUUGCUGGCGGGCGCUGCGUGGGCCCUGCACUUGCUGAGGUUCCCCAUCAUGGGCAAGGAAGGGAAUUCCCACAGCCCUCCCGUGUACUGAGGGUACUGGCCUAGCCAUGGGGAAUUCCCUACCCUGACUCCUUCCCCAAACCCAGGGAAAAGAGCUCUCAAUUUUUUAUUUGUAAUUUUUGUUUGAAAUAAAGUCCUUAGUUAGCCA